AUGUCAGGCGUCACACGGAACGACCCCGAGUCCCCGACGCGGCAAUUUCUUUGCGCACUGAACGACCUGGACGCAACCAUGUCUUCCUCUGCCUCAUGCUCACUCUCCUCUCUCGCCGUCGCGUCUCCCAACCAAGCCGACGCACCAAACCACUCCCCAGUCACCUCAUUUCCAGACCGCUCCUUAAAGCCGUCGCUCCGUAGUCCGCUUCCGCGUCCCACCUCACCGUGCUUUCACGCCGGCUUACUUUCAGUUCGGCCGGCGUUCACCCAACGUUACCGUGGCAGACUGAAUCCGUCAGUGCCGUCAGCAUCCUCCCAGCACACGCUACCGGCGUCCUCCCGGCAUUCUCACUCGGCUGAACGAGGACGAAGUCAUGCUCAUACCGGCAAGUACCGGUCCAAUAUUGAAGAGGGUCGAACGGUCGUCUCUCCUGCGACCGACGCCGCGCCCCGGCAGGGAUCCGUUGAGGACAAAAGACCUGCCACGUCACCAGGAUCUGUUCGGUCCGUCGCCAACGGCUGGGAUGAGCUGGAUAAUCUGGAGGACAUGACGCACCGGGAGCGGAGCCAGGCGCAACAGGCGCAGCAGGUGCGGCAGCACGGGGAACAGUACGAGGCGCAGCAGGUUCCGCCACAGCGGCGAUACUCCGAGGCCGCGCGUGCAUUUGAGCCGGAGGUGGUUUUCGAGGGGCCUAACGAGGGCGGCGGGGAGUGGAAGCGAGCCGCAGGCCGUGUGUGGGAGUGGAUAGCUGUAAAGAGCGGAAGCGGCGCCGGCGGCGCGGGGUCGUUCUUUGAGCCGUUGUCCGCGAAAUAUUCCGCUGAUAGCAUUUCGCCUUGUUCCGAGGGAGGUUUCGCGGAUCUCGUGUUGCUCGCGAUUUUCCGCGUCGUGCGCUUCUUCCGCCGGGCGGCUGCUUCGCUCAGCGCCGCCAUCGUCGCCGCGCUGCCGUCGUCUUCCCAAACAACACUGAUCAAGGCCGUAGUUGACGGUGCGCUGCUGCUCUCAGGAGUGUGGCUGCUGCGAGGCGUCUUUGAGGUCACAUGGCGACUGAGCUCCGUCGCGCUCCUCUCUCUCCUCCCCGCGCUCGGCGCCAUGACCCUCAUCUCCGCCACUAACGCUCCGCGCCAACCGCACUCCGCGCCUUUCUCCGCGCACCCGCGCGCUCCCGCGUUCGCCUCCGGCCCCCCUCCCCCUCCCCCUUCUCCGCCACCCCAGGGCCGCCGCCAGCCUCCCUAUUCUGACGUUCAACCCGUCCCUCGUAGAGUCGCUUUCGUCGAAGCAAAUUAUAGCGCGUACAGAGAUAACGUAUCAUGGGACGAGGGCGUGCGGUACAGGGCAGGGGAAGGAGUUGGGAGGCGGAACGGACGAUUUGAGCGGUGGGAGGAGGUGAGCGACGACGAGCUAGGAUUCGGAUAUGCGUCGGAUGGGGACCGCGAUAGUAGCCCGAACAGAGUAGAGAAUGAAAACAGCCCGAGAGGAGCAGACGCAGAGGAGACUUCGAACCCUAGCAUCGAUUCGGGUGCUUAUGUGUCGGCUGCUACCCAAGCGAUUGGACGAGCCGUAGCCGUGGGUGAUGCUGACGAUCGGCCACGGGCAGCUGCUGACGUCAGUCCAGCGCCCGCGUUUACCAAAGCAGUCCCUGGAGGGGAUAGGGACAUGAGUGGUGUGCAAGGAGUGAAUAGACCUGGCAGGGGCAGCGGGCAUAUUAGCGUGCCUAGGAUUGAUAGAGCUGGAAUGCUGGUGGAGGAGGAAAGUCUAGCGGCAGCCUCAGGUGCAGUCGUAGGUGCAAGUUCAGAGAUGAAAGCAUGGAACGAGGCUUUUGUCGCUAGUGCUCCGCGCCUAGGCCCUACUUAUGGGGAUGGUGCUCCUGCUGCUUCCGCUGCUCGUGGCGUGGGCGGGUUUCACGACGUAGACCCUGCUUCCCCUGUGUCGGACGAUUAUUUUUCACCCGUGCUGCCCGAUUCUGCUGCUCAUGCUGACGCGGCGAGGAGGCUGGAAGCCGUCCGAUUGGACCUCAAACGCCACGUGGCUGCUGAAUCGGCUUAUUCUUCUUCUGCUCCUCCUGUUGCAGCACCGCCUGCUGUUACUGCCCCAGCUGCCGCUGGCAGUACUGCUAGGGUACCUGACGCGAGCAGAGAGGACGACAUGAACCUGAACGCGGUCUUCCUUGAGAAUUUCUGCGAGUGGCCGCGCAAACGCGUGGCUGUGGCUGCUGCUGGGAGCAGGGCGGACCCGGAUCUUCGAACAGAUAGGGCGGGGCGGCCGGACAAGGCCGACUGGGUGGGGCCUGGUGUGGGGAGAGCAGGUGCGGGAGGGGGGAGCAGGGCGGUGCCUGUGAGUGCGAGUGGCGGUGUGCAUCCAGGGCAGUGGGAUGCGCACAGCAGUGCGGUGGGGGGAGAGACAGAAGGCAUGGUUCAGGAAAGCAAGAAGAGUGUUCCUGGGGGAACUGGCUUGGGCCUGAGCCUGGACUCGUUAGGGCUGGAUGCGCUGGGGUUUGACGCGUGGCAGGCGUUCAUGUGGGCGUCCGACAGGAUCUACGGCAGCAGCUAUGGGGACUAUAGCUUCCACCGCAGGCAGGAGGGGACAGGGGGAGCAGGGGGAACAGGGGGGGCUGGCGGGCCAAGGGUAGAAGGGUUGCGAGGGCAGCAGCAGGCAGGGCAGGGGGGGUUGUCUGGCAGCGGGAGGGGUGUGGCAGGCUGGGGUAUGGGAGGUGUGGGUGGGAUGGGGGGGAUGGGGGGAAGGGGAGGCAUGCCUUUGACGGUUUCCAGAGGAGAGAGGCAGCAAGGAGGUGGUUGGCCCAGCAGCAGACGGCAGGGGAAGCGCUCAGAGUGGGACUUGGACCUGAAUAGCAUGCCUUGA
This is a messenger RNA of Closterium sp. Yama58-4, 2859 nucleotides long. Lineage: Eukaryota; Viridiplantae; Streptophyta; Zygnematophyceae; Desmidiales; Closteriaceae. The record is from the annotation of a GenBank genome assembly.